AUGUUGGCUGCAGGCUACGGGUUCCUGUCAGAGAACGAGGGCUUUGCCCGGCGGUGCGAGGAAGAGGGUAUCAUCUUCGUCGGUCCCACGCCCGAGGCCAUCGCCUCCAUGGGCUCCAAGCGCGGCGCCAAGCUGCUCCUACGGGAAAGAGAUGCAUCGAUCCCGCUUAUCCCCGGCUACGACGGAGCUGAUCAAUCGACGGAGACGCUCUGCAGAGAGGCCAAGCGGAUCGGCUUCCCUGUGCUCCUCAAGGCCAGCGCUGGCGGCGGCGGCAAGGGCAUGCGUGUCGUCAGGGAAGCCUCCCAACUCGUCGACGCCAUCGACUCGGCCAAGCGCGAGUCUAGAAACUCGUUUGGCGACGACACGCUCCUCAUUGAGAAGUACUUCGACGACGUGCGGCACAUCGAGUUCCAGAUCAUGGGCGACCAGUACGGCAACGUGGUCCACCUCAAUGAGCGCGAGUGCUCCGUUCAGCGCCGGCACCAGAAGGUCAUCGAAGAGGCGCCGUCGGUCAUCAUGACCCCCGCCCUGCGGGAGCGCAUGGGUCACUCAGCCGUGGCCAUCGGCCGCGCCAUCAACUACAGAGGCGCCGGCACCGUCGAGUUCAUCGCGGACGACCAAGGGCAUUACUACUUCCUCGAGGUCAACACGCGGUUGCAGGUCGAGCACCCGGUCACGGAGAUGACCACGGGCGUCGACCUCGUCCAGGCACAGAUCCACGUCGCCCAGGGAGCGUCGCUCGACGAGCUCGGCCUCAAACAGGAAGCGUUGCUCGUGAAGGGACACGCGAUUGAGUGCCGCCUCUAUGCGGAGGACCCGGACAACAACUUCUUCCCCUGCACCGGGCGCGUGCUCACAUGGCAGCCGGCCGCAAUCGCCGGCGUGCGCUACGACGGCGGGAUCCGCAGUGGCUCGGAGAUAUCGGUCUACUACGACCCGCUCAUCUGCAAGAUCAUCGCCCACGCCCCCACCCGCGAGGAGGCGCUCAACAAGAUGGUCAAGGCUCUGCGGGAGACGGUGAUUCUGGGUCUCACCACGAACAAGGUAUUCCUACAGCAGGUGCUCCUGCACCCCGAUUUCCGAUCUGGCCAUUUCAACACCCACUUCAUCGACCACCACCUCCCCGCCGACGUUCGGAGGCAGUCAGUGGAGGGAGACAGGGACGAAAUGGUAAUCGCCGCGCUCUUGUGGGACUGGCGAAGGCGGGAAAGAGCGCGGAGCCUCCUUCGCCGCCUGCCCUCCGGCUGGCGUAACAGCCCCUACGCCAACUCGCGGCAAGAGUUCGUCGUUGCCGGCGGUGACAAGGCGCGCAACGUCGCGGUAGAGUAUCGAUACGAAGCCAAGCGCGGCACGGGGACGCAGCGAGAUCCCAAUGCCCACUUCUACGUCAAGGUCAACUCGGCCCGUGAGUACUCGCGGGUGGUGCUCCAUCAGCACCACAUGCCGGUGGGUCCGCAGGGCGAAGGAGAAGAUGACGCCACGCUCGACGUAUCGCUGGACGGUCUCAGGCGGCGAUACAUCGUCAACGCCGCGGAGGACCGCAUCUUCGUCCACUCUGCCACAUUUGGCGAGUCUGUGCUCACCCUCAAGUCGCGCUACGCUCAAGCGUUUGUGGGAGACGCUGCCGGCGAAGGCGAGUACAUCGCCCAGAUGCCCGGCAAGAUACUGCAGCUGCUCGUGGCCGACGGGAAGGAAGUGGCGGCGGGCGAGGCGCUGCUGGUCAUGGAGUCAAUGAAGAUGGAGAGCAAGAUCUCCGCGCACAAGGCGGGCAAGGUGAAGCUGCACAAGAAGGCGAAGAGGAUUGAGAAGGAUCUGUGGUUCUCUCCUCUGCCGCGUUCACUACUCGAGAAGCGCCAUCAAUUCUUUGGCGCACGCGCAUCUUUGCAUCAUCGCCAUUUUGGCCUCUUCGGUCAUCUAGAUCCUACUAUUGGCGCAGAACGCAUCAUCCUAAUCUGUGUGACGCGGAGCCAUGGCUGGGUACCUCCACCGCUACAACAAAGGAAAGAGAUGCAUCGAUCCCGCUUAUCCCCGGCUACGACGGAGCUGAUCAAUCGACGGAGACGCUCAACAGAGAGGCCAAGCGGAUCGGCUUCCCUGUGCUCCUCAAGGCCAGCGCUGGCGGCGGCGGCAAGGGCAUGCGUGUCGUCAGGGAAGCCUCCCAACUCGUCGACGCCAUCGAUUCGGCCAAGCGCGAGUCGAGGAACUCGUUCGGCGACGACACGCUCCUUAUUGAAAAGUACUUCGACGACGUGCGGCACAUCGAGUUCCAGAUCAUGGGCGACCAGUACGGCAACGUGGUCCACCUCAAUGAGCGCGAGUGCUCCGUUCAGCGCCGGCACCAGAAGGUCAUCGAAGAAGCGCCGUCGGUCAUCAUGA
This is a messenger RNA of Acanthamoeba castellanii str. Neff, 2376 nucleotides long. RefSeq names its product Carbamoylphosphate synthase L chain, ATP binding domain containing protein. The coding region runs from base 1 to 2376 and encodes 791 amino acids. The transcript has 16 exons. Lineage: Eukaryota; Discosea; Longamoebia; Acanthamoebidae. Gene Ontology annotation, molecular function: ATP binding; metal ion binding. The record is from RefSeq and is a predicted model, not a curated record.